UAUUUUAUCUCUGUAUUUUACAUUUGUCAAUUCUUGUAAAAAUUUGUUGUCGGCGUUAGAAAGUGAUUUUUCAGUGAAUUUGAGAUUCAAUUGAAUUUUUUCCACGGUUUUUAAGCGUUUUUACGUUAUCUUUAAAUAAUUUUCUUGUUUUUAUACUUUUAGAGCAAAGAUUAGAAAAAUGCCUGCUGGAGGUGCUUUAUUUGGAAGUUCUGCCGCUGGACCGGGCUCAACUGGCGGAAAUAAGCAUUUAGUUGAAAUGAGGGCCGGAAAAAUGAAUUUAAAAGGUCGCAUGGUUUACCCUGACAAACGUAAGGGUUUAUUGUACAUUUAUCAGAGUGAAGACUCUCUUAUGCAUUUCUGCUGGCAAGAUCGCAGCACAGGAAAUGUGGAAGAUGACCUAAUUAUCUUUCCUGAUGAUUGUGAAUAUGUUAAGGUGCCCCAAUGCACAACUGGACGCGCGUAUUUAUUGAAAUUUAAGUCCUCAAACAGGAAAUUCUUUUUCUGGCUUCAAGAGCCCAGGGCUGAUAAGGAUGAGGAAAAUUGCAAGAGAAUCAAUGAAUUGUUGAACAACCCUUCUAGUGCAGUGCAAUCAUCCCAAAAUCCUGAUCAGGAUUUGCAGUCAUUAUUGAACAAUAUGUCUCAGUCUCAGUUGAUCCAGUUGUUUGGUAGUGGAGUUGGACAAAUGGGGGGACUGUCCAGUUUGUUGGGAACUAUAAGAAGCCCCAACAGUGGAAGUGCUCGCACCAGCACCACCCCAGCUCUAACUCAUAGAACUGUCCCUAGCACUCCAACAACCAAUACUACCACCACUCAAAAUACAACUACCCCUCCUACUGUGGGUCAAUCAACGCCGCAAAGCGCCCCCAUUCCGGCCGUGGUACCUAACGCCCCUAGGGUUCCCAGACCCUUGGUCCAGGGCUCCAACUCAUCCACAAAACCAAUUCAAUUGUCAGACUUGCAAACCUUUUUGCAAGGAAUGACUCCGCCAAGAACUGAUGGUGGACAAAAUCAGUCAGUUGACUUGUCAACUGCAUUAACAACUGAAACUUUGUCAGGUGUUUUGAGUAACCCCGGUGCUCUUCAACAACUUCAAGAUCAUUUACCGGUUGUUGAUGGAAAUAGUAGAGAAGCUCUGAGGUCCACUUUGGCUUCCCCACAGUUUCAACAGGCUGUGUCUCAAUUUUCGAGCGCUCUUGAGUCAGGUCAGUUAGGCCCUGUGGUUUCCCAGCUGGCUGUUAAUCCUGAUGCAGUUGCUGCAGCCUCUGAAGGUAACAUGCAAGAUUUUGUCAAGGCCUUGGAGAAAAGUGCAACUGAAGGAACAGCUGCAUCAGAAAAGGAAAAAUCUUCAAAGGAUGACAAAAAGGAUGAUGAUGAACAGAUGCAAUUGGAUUAAUUUUCGCCAUUUUCAUUUAACCUUGUGUGGUGUUUAAGAUGCAUUUUAAUUUUUUUAGCUUUUGUUUUGUUUGCUUUUUAUAACUUGCAAGUUGCAACUCAGCACUGUAUUAGCUAAUAAAAUAAUUGAACAAUU
Messenger RNA from Brassicogethes aeneus, 1528 nucleotides. The record is from the annotation of a GenBank genome assembly. NCBI's taxonomy places the organism in Eukaryota, Metazoa, Arthropoda, Insecta, Coleoptera, Nitidulidae.